This is a messenger RNA of Striga asiatica, 853 nucleotides long. NCBI's taxonomy places the organism in Eukaryota, Viridiplantae, Streptophyta, Magnoliopsida, Lamiales, Orobanchaceae. The record is from the annotation of a GenBank genome assembly.
GACGCGUGGCAUCUUCCCUUCACCCCGAACACCUAUAAAAGGACCCCAAUCCCCUCUUACACUCUCACUCAAAUUUACUGUACUAAUCAAAAACGGAGUUUCUAUCUCAGUUCGAAAUAGUUUUAGUUUUAACUCUUCUAUCAUAACACAAUUUUAGUUUUCAGAAAUUCUGUUCUCUCAUAACAAUGUCUUCUCAGGAGCAAACCUACAGAGCUGGUGAAGCCAAGGGCCGAACCCAGGAGAAAACAGGGCAAGCCGUGGAGAGUGUGAAAGAGAAGGCCCAGGGCGCGAAGGAGAAGACCUCUGAGACGGCCCAGUCCGCCAAGGAGAAGGCUUCCCAGACGGCCCAGUCCGCUAAGGAGAAGGCUUCAGAGACGGCCCAAGCGGCCAGGGAUAAAGCGGGCCAGAUGGCAGAGUCCGGUAAGGAGACAGCAGAGGCGGGAAAGGAGAAGACAGGAGGGAUUCUGCAGAAGACUGGGGAGCAGGUGAAGGGGAUGGCUCAAGGGGCGGCUGAGGCCGUGAAGCAAACUUUUGGGAUGAGUGGGAACGAAGAGGAGACUGAGGACCCCAACAGGAAUAAGGGUUACUAGUUUUUCUGAAUAUUUGAUAUCUGUGUUUAUCUGUGAUUUGUUUGUUUUAUGUGUUUUCUGUGUUCUUUGAGAUAAGAAGGGAAAUUUCGUAGCCUGGAUGGUUUUGCUGGGUGGGAAGUUUCUUUGUUGUGUGUUCUUGUUGUGUUUGGUUUCGGAGUUUUCAAUGAAAUAUUUGUCUGGUUUGAAAAUAUAUGUUGUUGUCUAAUUGUUAAUCGUUGCUAUUUCAAAAAUUCUAUGUACGAGCAAUGAUUCGUAGAAAAGAG